This is a messenger RNA of Rasamsonia emersonii CBS 393.64, 498 nucleotides long. RefSeq lists its product as uncharacterized. NCBI's taxonomy places the organism in Eukaryota, Fungi, Ascomycota, Eurotiomycetes, Eurotiales, Trichocomaceae. The transcript has 5 exons. The record is from RefSeq and is a predicted model, not a curated record. Gene Ontology annotation, biological process: mRNA splicing, via spliceosome. Gene Ontology annotation, cellular component: spliceosomal complex; U4/U6 x U5 tri-snRNP complex; U5 snRNP. The coding region runs from base 1 to 498 and encodes 165 amino acids.
AUGGGUUCCGUUGUCCUUCCUCAUCUUCCCACUGCCUGGCAUGUGGACCAGGCCAUACUUAGCGAGGAAGAGAGGCUUGUUGUCAUAAGAUUUGGCCGGGAUCAUGAUCCUGACUGCAUGCGGCAGGAUGAAAUUCUCUACAAGAUCUCGGAACGUGUUAAGAACUUUGCCGUGAUCUACCUCUGCGAUAUCGACCAAGUUCCGGAAUUUAACGAAAUGUACGAGCUCUACGAUCCGAUGACGAUUAUGUUCUUCUUCCGCAACAAGCACAUGAUGUGCGAUUUCGGGACGGGCAACAACAACAAGCUCAAUUGGGUGCUCGAGGACAAGCAGGAGUUGAUCGACAUCAUCGAGACGAUCUACAAGGGCGCGAAGAAAGGGCGCGGUCUGGUCGUCAGUCCGAAAGAUACCGGUACUGAAAUCGUUUUGCCGUCAAUCUAUCUCUAUGCUUUGCUUUUUGUCCGCCGUGGUCUGCGGGAGUUGAUCGGCGGUCCAUGA